GCCUGUCGCUCUGCGGGGGGGCGGGGCUCCAGCCGCCGGAAGGCGGAAGCGAGCAGGGCAGCAGCAUGGAGGAGGCGGCAGGGGAGAGGAGUAACCUGGCGGGGGUGCGGCACAUCCUCCUGGUGCUCUCGGGGAAGGGCGGCGUGGGGAAGAGCACCAUCGCCACCGAGCUGGCUUUGUCUCUGCGGCACUCGGGGAAGAAGGUGGGGAUCCUGGAUGUGGACCUGUGCGGCCCCAGCAUACCCCGCAUGUUCAACGUGCAGGACAACGAUGUGCACCAGUGCGACAGCGGCUGGGUGCCAGUUUUUGUGGACCAAGACAAAAGCAUCUCGCUCAUGUCCAUCGGCUUCCUGCUGGAAAAGCCGGAUGAUGCUGUGGUGUGGAGAGGACCCAAGAAAAAUGCUUUGAUAAAACAAUUUGUUGCUGAUGUGGCCUGGGGGGACCUGGACUUCCUCAUUGUGGACACUCCUCCGGGCACAUCCGAUGAGCACAUCUCCACGGUGGAGGCUUUGCGGCCGUACAAGCCCCUGGGAGCAAUCCUAGUCACGACGCCUCAGGCAGUGUCUGUGGGGGACGUGAGGCGAGAACUGACGUUCUGUAAGAAGACGGGUUUACGAGUUCUCGGGAUCAUAGAGAACAUGAGUGGUUUCGUCUGCCCGCACUGUUCGGAGUGCACAAACAUCUUUUCCAAAGGGGGAGGUGAAGAACUGGCAAAGCACGCUGGGGUCCCUUUCCUUGGCUCUGUGCCCCUGGACCCGCAGCUCAGCCAGAGCUUGGAGGAGGGCAGAGACUUCAUUCAAGAGUUUCCCAAGAGCUCUGCCUUCCCUGCCCUGGCUCACAUUGCCCAGCAGAUCUUGGAUGGGACAUCCCCGCAAAGCUCCUGAAGGGAUGAAGGGGGGAUGCCACUCUUGGAGAUCUGAAAAGGGAAGUGCUGCUCCACCCCUGCCUUGGAUUUGAAGAGCCCCUGAUGGGUGUAUCCGCUCAUGCAAGGGACGCACAUCUGCAGCCUUGGUCUUGCCUUCUGAAUGGGCAGGUAUUCUGCCCAGAUGGUACAGUUGUUCCUAGCCCCGCACACACCGUGCUUUCCUCUGCAAGUUGGUCCGUUGCACAGGUACUUGUGGAGCUCCAGGUUGUUUCCACAACGUCUCAUAUGCUGCAGCGUUUUCGACAAUGACUGAAUGCAACUAGCAGCUACGGUGGCUCAUACCAUUGACUGACACAGUCAUUCCCUCGCUAAACCCAAAUGGCACAAAGAGUCUGUAUCUCGCCUCCACACACUGCUGCCUUCUCUCCUGUCGCUUUUGCUGCGUGACAGAUUAUAUGGUACUUGUGGUUCAGUGGCUGGUGAGUUCGUGCCAGAUGCUCUGAUCUGCGUCUGAGCCAAACCACCUCACUCGGAAAUCUAAGAUCGUUGGUACAGAAUAUGCAUCUGAGGGCUUGGCAUGUGCUUCAUGUGAGAAAAUGUCUUUACGUGAUCUACUCUCCAUUUCACAUCUGCAUCCUGCCCUAGCGAAAAACGCCAUUUCUUGGUCUGCUGGGGCUUGUCAUGACUCAGGAAUAUUUUUAAAGGUUCCAGACAGUAAACACUUUUCUUAAAAUCA
Dromaius novaehollandiae (emu) is the source of this 1601-nucleotide messenger RNA. It is a transcript of the gene NUBP2, whose product is annotated as NUBP iron-sulfur cluster assembly factor 2, cytosolic. Gene Ontology annotation, biological process: iron-sulfur cluster assembly. The coding region runs from base 66 to 884 and encodes 272 amino acids. Gene Ontology annotation, cellular component: cytosol. The record is from RefSeq and is a predicted model, not a curated record. The transcript is spliced from 8 exons. NCBI's taxonomy places the organism in Eukaryota, Metazoa, Chordata, Aves, Casuariiformes, Dromaiidae. Gene Ontology annotation, molecular function: ATP-dependent FeS chaperone activity; ATP binding; 4 iron, 4 sulfur cluster binding.